Salvia hispanica is the source of this 645-nucleotide messenger RNA. NCBI's taxonomy places the organism in Eukaryota, Viridiplantae, Streptophyta, Magnoliopsida, Lamiales, Lamiaceae. The record is from RefSeq and is a predicted model, not a curated record.
AUGAAGUUGGAAGCUCCAAUGGAAGCCAUUUUUCCUCUUGUUGUUUUGCUUUUCUUGCUGAACAGCGCCACGGUGCAGAGCACACCUUUCCCUGUAAGAGUUGGAGUGGUGGUGGACAUGGACGAUUAUGUCGGGAAAAUGGGGUUGAACUGCAUCACUAUGGCACUCUCGGAUUUCUACACCAAACAUGGCCACUACCAGACCAGGCUGGUCCUUACCAAGAGAGACUCCAAGAAAGAUGUUAUUGGAGCAGCUGCAGCAGCUUUAGAUUUACUGAAGAAUGUCCAAGUGCAAGCGAUCAUAGGUCCGUUAUCCUCGAUGCAGGCAUCUUUUGUGAUACAUCUUGGGAACAAAUCUCAAGUACCGAUCAUAACAUUUUCAGCCACAAGCCCGUCUCUCUUGUCAAUCCAAAGUCCAUACUUUGUUCGUGCUGCCUUAGCGUUGAGUUCUUUGACAAUCCCACUCUCUUUAGUCCAAUAUCCAAGCCCGAACUCCAUGGCCUACGAAGUUGACAAUCUCGACAGGGGGCGCCUCAGCUCCCCAUCGGCCAGCCUGAAGCUCCCGAGCCCUGUGAAUGUUGUGUUCGACAAGGCCUUGAUGAGGCUCGGCCCACCACCGACACUCCAAAUCCUUGAGAUCUGUUGA